GUAAUUUCCUUCAUUUGUUUAUUUUAUUUUUAAUUUUACGGGAUCUCUCUCUUUCUCUCUCUUCACCGAACUUCUCUCUCUCUUCACUCUACAUGGAAAGAGAAAACACCAAAUCCGAGAAAAAUUAAUAGUAUAAAAGAAUAUAAAAGCUCUUAUUCUUUUUUUUUUUGCUUUCUCCGUUUUAAGAAUCAGAGAGAAAGAGAGAGACAGAUAGAGAGAUAGAUAGAGAUAGAGAGAGUUGGCCCAGCGAGAUCGACGACGAUGACGAUCUGAGCUCGCUUUCUUCUCCCAUGGAGUUUCGAUUAUAUUAUUUCGCACUUUGUCUCCUCUCUCUUCGUAUUAACUGUUUCUUAGAUUUUCUCUCUCUCUAGGAAAAAUUCGCUUUCUUAUAAGUAUUUAGUAUUAUUAUCUCGGGAACAUUUAUUUUCAUUUGGUUUUAAAAAUACAAAAUUUGGAUUUUAUUUCUUUAUUGUUCAUUUUCUCAUUUGUGUAUUUUUGUCGCCGAUUUGGGAGUGAGUGUUUUCAAUUAUCCACGCUGUGAGAGAUUUUCUCUGUUCAAAGAGCGAUUAGAGAGGAUGUGGGUCUGAGGUUACGCAUUUGACUGAAUCGAUCCAGCUUCUUCUGUCCUCUUGAUACUGUUCAUCCAUUAAUGGGAGACUAUGGUUUACUCUGAAGGCUUCUUGCACUCGAUGAAGGAUCUCAGUGAAGAUUCCAACAGUUGUAACUGGUCACUGUACUGUGGAGAUAACAAUUUGCCAAACGCGCAGAAUCAGAAUGGUGUCCCGACGACGAGAGCUGCAGCUGAGUCUCACCGCCCUGGAAACGAGAGAGAUUUCCUGAAACAGACAAUGCUUGAGCACGAGGCCGUAUUUAAGAAUCAGGUUCAUGAACUUCACCGUUUGUAUAGAACGCAGAAGAGCUUGAUGGAUGAAGCGAAGGGAAAGAGCUCUGGUGACAACAUAAGCCAGUCUGAACGUACACCGGAGAGUGUAAUCAAACGUGACCUGCCUGGGUUUCUCAUGGGAAGCUCGAUGUGUGGUGAAGGAAGCAGCUCUCAACCUGGCAAUGUUGCUAUGCCAAAUGGGAAUAGUUCGAAGGGAGAGGAAGUGGUCGAGGUUAGACCCGAGAAGGUCAGGAGAAGAAUGAUCGAUCUUCAGCUCCCAGCAGAUGAGUAUCUCGAUGCAGACUGUCGAAACACGAGCUUUCCUCCUUAUGAGCAGUCGAAAGCAGGAAAUGGAGUUGGUGAAAAGAUGUUCAGUGCUUCUCAUCGGAGUGGCUCUUCUGGAUCUUCUUUGGUUAUGAGGAACUCAAAUGGAGUAGCUGACCUGAACGAGCCAGUCCAGUGCCAACUAUCACUACCUACUGUCACUCCUUCCAUGGAUAUUUAUUCUCUUUAUGGAAGUGGCCUUGCACAUGUGCAACGCCAAGGCCAGUGGUUGAAGAAUACAAAUCAAAAUGCAUGGAUGGUUCUACAAGCAGGCAAUGGAAGAAGCACUCCAAGGGACAAGUUAUGCCUGCCUUCUCAUUCGGCACAAGGUCUUUCUAGCAAUGCAUUUCAACCUCUGGGCUAUCCUUCAGCUGAUCACAGGAAGUUACCGGGCGAAAGAGGGUCUUACGAGUGGGAAGCUCGUCAAAGGAAUCCUGAAGCUUCCUAUGAUAGCUAUGUGGAGUCAAGCGUGGCAUCAAAUGCUCCAAGCGUGGCAUCAAAUGCUCCAAGCUUGCAUCAUGGCUACCGCCCUGAAUCCGUCAGACCUUGGAGCCAUUGGAUUUCAUCAUGGGAGAACCAAAGUAGCAGCUCGGUUCAGAGAUCCUUGCCACCUCAAACCAAUCCAUUCUUGAGCUACAAGACACAAGCAAGAGCUGUUUCAAGCUCUGAGAUGAGAAGCCGUGAUUUCGACGGGCAUUACCAAGGAUUCUCAUCAGGGUCGAAGGAAACUGCCAUCAAUCUUCCAUCAGGAAACUUUAACCAUCUUAACAGUCGUCCAACAGGGGCUGUUACAAGUGGUUCUUUGAGGGAGGCGACUUUGAAGCAUCGGAAUCUUGAAAACCUUCAAGGACCAAAGAUGCAGGAGCCCUCUGGUGGGCUCCCCUGGAUAAAACCUAAGCUUCCUACCAAAAAUGGAAUAGCUAACGGCGGUUUGGAUUUGAACGCUUCUGCAAAUCAAUUCAUGGAUGGAAGUGACGCGGGUGGCUACUCGAACAAUGCAUCUCCCCACAACGGUUUGAGGUCUUUCUCAUGUACUAAUGACGCCCACUUGCGGAAGGUUGAAAUGGCCGAUUCACUGAGUAGUAGCAAGAUCCUUGGAUUCCCGUUCUCUCAGAAGCAGUCUAUUCGCGAGGAGCACUCUACUCUUAACCCUUCUUCUGUGUGCAUCAUUGACCAACCGAAGGAAGCAAAGACCUUGGUGAAGAGACACCUCGAUAUCAACCUGCCGUGUGAAGCCUCGGUUUCUGAAGCCAUUGUUUUUGACAAGGCAGAAGGUAAAAAACCUUUCACUAACAGGCACUACAUUGACUUGAAUCUAUGUGCUAGCGAGGAUGAAGAUUUCGGCUUGCGUUUUAAUCCAAGAGUGGAAACAAAAGCAACUAUGUUGAUAGAUUUGGAAGCUCCCCCGGCUCUUGAGAGUGAAGAAGAAGAGGAGAAAUUGCCAGAGAAGAGAGAUGAAGCAACUUGGGGAUCAGAGAAAGGCGAAGCUGGAGACUCUUUGGAUGAACCCAUGAAGGCAGCAGCAGAAGCUCUAGUCACCAUCUCACUGUCUAACCACUGGAGUAAUACUGAUGAAGCUGCUUCCUCUACGACCGAUCCAGUUGCCAAGGACCCGCUCUCUUGGUUUGUGAACACAAUAGCUUCUUGUGGCAGUGACUUAGAGAAAAAGAUUGAUGCUUGUCUGGAAGCCAGAGACUGUGAAGGCUACCGUGAAGAAUGUUCAUCAGGGGAGUUUGAUUACUUCGAGGCAAUGACUCUGAACUUACCGCAGACCAAGGAAGAAGACUACAUGCCAGAGCCUUUAGUCCCGGAGCAUCUGAAUUUCGACGGUGCGGCACCUAUGGGAAUCACAGCUAACAGGCCAAGAAGAGGACAAGCAAGACGAGGAAGAUCAAGGCGGGACUUCCAAAGAGACACUCUCCCUGGGCUUGUUUCUCUGUCUAGGCUCGAAAUAACUGAAGAUCUUCAAGUGUUUGGGGGACUUAUGAGAGCCACAGGCUACAAUUGGAGCUCAGGAGUGACUCGAAGAAGCUCAAACCGAGGAAGGAGACGUCUGGUCAGUAACGUUGACGGAGCUCCGGUUUGCUCGUCUUCGGAGCAGCCAGUGAACAGUAACAGUGUACAAACGGCGGGACUUGAAGAUAGGAGCCUGACGGGAUGGGGAAACGCAACCAGAAGACCAAGGCGACAAAGAUGCCCUGCAGACCCGUUUUGGUCGGCCAACGGUUCUCUGCAGUUUCCCCAAGUCGCCGUAGAAAUCGAAACUCAGCUGAACAAGUACAAGAAAGAUGUGGAGGAGGUUAACAUGAGAACAGGCGGUGAGGGGACUGAUAUGAUGAUGAUGACUGUGAACACCAAGAAUCUGAUAAAUGCUGUGAACUCGCUUCGAGAGUUUGACACAGAGGAAGAAGGUGAUCGACAAGCACACAAACAUAGCGACCUCGCUCCUACGGGAGAUCAAGGAGCGGUCUCUUGA
This is a messenger RNA of Thlaspi arvense, 3683 nucleotides long. The record is from the annotation of a GenBank genome assembly. NCBI's taxonomy places the organism in Eukaryota, Viridiplantae, Streptophyta, Magnoliopsida, Brassicales, Brassicaceae.